GUAUUGUAUACACUCACGUCUCCGAUUAACGUUUGCGGGAUAAUGAAAGAAGGUGCAUGAAUAUUUGUCAAAUAUGUCUGAGCCAACAACGGAAAAGGAAACACAAGAAGUAUCAAGUAGAGAUGGAACUUCCAACAGUGAACCCGACCAGAACACGACGUCCUUCAUGCGCAACACAAUGGUGAGUAGCACAAUGGUCAGUGGAGAAGCAUCUGAAACUGAUGAUGAAGAUGAUGAUGAUGCUGAUCACAAGAAAAGAAAUGAGAAAGGCGAUGACGACUCAGAGACAGACAGUAAACAUUUGAAAGAAGAUCAAGAUGUUGAUAGUGAACUGCAGGAAUUUGAACUGGACACAAGUGCUGGUGUUAAAACCAAAAGGCAGAAGAUUGUUUACAAGUUUGACUCCCCCUUCCACCGUAAACUGAGAGAAAGAAAUCUGGAGCUGCGAAGUCACCUUGUAGAGGGCUUCACUAAGUGUUACAAGUCGGCAGUUGAUAAACUGCAAAGCUCGACAUUCCAUCUCAGCAGAGCACAAACAGCAGCACAGGAUGUCUCACACAAUACGAGAUUGAUGCUGGAAGACCUCACCACUCUGUCAACAUUAUUAGACAGCAUUCUAGGAUCAGAAAAACUUAUACCUCUUAAUGUUAAUGUUAAAUAUACAGACGAAUCAACCUCCUAGGAUAAUGUUGCACUUGUCAAAGUCUCUACUUGGCUAAUUAAAUUCUUUCCAGUCAGAUGUACAAUCGUUUUCAAUAGAAAGUCUUAGCUUCUCUCUUCUGAAGGACCCUCCACAGUGUCCUACCCAGAGGUUUGGAUGUUCAUUACAGAAAUCCACUGAGCCAAGUUAGUGCAGGUGCAAAGUUGAAUGGAUCGAUCCUGUACCCCCAUCAUUACCCUUAAAGUAACACUGCACCUGUACUUGCAUCACUCAGUGGAUUCUCCUAACACCAAAACACCUCUGAGCCUGUGCAGAGGAGAGAGAGUUCUUGCUGCUAGUCUCCAUUACAGCUGUUAUUUGGCACAUCACUUGUGACUCUCCAAAUGAAGGCUGCAAAUGGUACUAAACAGGAUCAGUUGUAAGAGUAACUGUGUCUUACCGUUACACAUAUUUGGGAACUAGUAACUACAGUAGACUUAAUCAUUUGUCUGUCAGUGUGCAAUACAAGGCCUGCAAAAUGCAUAAAACAAGCCUGCCAAAAAAGCAGAUUUGUAGUUUCAAGGUUAGGGAUUUUAGAAAGUAGUAUUGCUUGGUUAAGAAAGGAAAUGAAAGUUAACGAAAUAGAUUUUGUGCUGUGUUGCAA
Messenger RNA from Orbicella faveolata, 1304 nucleotides. RefSeq lists its product as uncharacterized. Lineage: Eukaryota; Metazoa; Cnidaria; Anthozoa; Scleractinia; Merulinidae. Gene Ontology annotation, cellular component: BLOC-1 complex. The record is from RefSeq and is a predicted model, not a curated record.